GGGGACGCGGUGACGUUGCAUCCUUCCAGUUGCUCACCUCCUCCCUCUUUCGCUCUGGUGAGUCUCAAGUCUCAGACUUCAUAACUCCUUUUACGACACUGAGUCUCUGAGACAGUCUCGGCGCCAGGUCCACUUUUCGGCAAAGUGACGUGGACGUCAACAGCAAUGGCGGAAGGAGAAGAGCUUCUGCCACUGUCAACGUCGGGCGGGGACAGCUGGGAAAAAGAUCUUGAAGAAGCCCUUCAAACAGGAGGUUGUGAUCUUGAAACUUUGAGAAAUAUAAUUCAAGGGAGACCACUGCCUGCUGAACUGAGGGCCAAGGUUUGGAAGAUUGCUCUGAACGUUGCAGGAAAAGGUGAUAGUUUGGCAUCAUGGGAUGGUAUUUUAGACUUGCCUGAGCAGAACACUAUUCAUAAAGAUUGCCUUGAGUUUAUCGAGCAGCUCUCAGUGCCAGAGGAGAAGGCAGCAGAAUUACUCCUGGAUAUUGAAUCUGUAAUUACUUUUUACUGUAAAUCACGCAGCGUUAAAUACAGCACCUCCCUGAGCUGGACUCAUCUACUGAAACCACUGGUCUGUCUCCAGCUGCCUCGCAGCGACCUCUACAACUGCUUCUAUGCCAUCAUGAAUAAGUACAUUCCCAGGGAUUGUUCCCUGAAGGGGAGGCCAUUUCAUCUCUUCCGGCUGCUCAUCCAGUACCAUGAGCCUGAGCUCUGUUCUUUUCUUGAUACAAAGAAAAUCACUCCAGACUCCUAUGCACUCAACUGGCUUGGGAGCCUCUUUGCACAUUACUGUUCGACUGAAGUCACCCAGGCGAUAUGGGACGGAUAUUUACAGCAAGCGGAUCCAUUUUUUAUUUAUUUCUUAAUGUUAAUUAUCCUUGUUAAUACAAAAGAAUUUAUUUUAGCACAAGAGUCUGACAGCAAAGAAGAAGUUAUCCACUUUUUGGAAAGUACUCCAUCCAGCUUGAAUCUGGAAGAUAUAGAAGACCUUUUCUCUUUGGCUCAGUAUUACUGUAGUAAAACGCCAGCUUCUUUUAGGAAGGAUAAUCACCAUCUCUUUGGUAGUACUCUGUUGGGAAUCAAGGACGACGAGGCAGAUCUGAGCCAGGCUCUGUGUCUGGCUGUUUCAGUAUCAGAGAUCCUUCAAGCAAAUCAGCUGCAAGGGGAAGGAGUCCGGUUCUUUGUGGUGGACUGCCGUCCCGCAGAGCAGUACAAUGCUGGUCAUUUGUCCACUGCGUUCCACUUAGACUCAGACUUGAUGCUCCAGAAUCCAUCCGAGUUUGCACAGUCAGUAAAGUCCUUGCUAGAAGCACAGAAGCAGUCCAUUGAGUCUGGAUCCAUAGCUGGCGGGGAGCACCUCUGUUUUAUGGGCAGUGGCAGAGAGGAGGAAGACAUGUAUAUGAACAUGGUCCUCGCACACUUCCUGCAGAAAAACAAAGAGUAUGUUAGCAUUGCCAGCGGAGGAUUUAUGGCCCUACAGCAGCACCUGGCAGACAUAAAUGUGGAAGGACCAGAGAGUGGAUACGGCCACUGGAUUGCCAGUACCUCUGGGUCAAGGAGCAGCAUCAGCUCUGUCGAUGGUGAAUCUUGUAAUGGCUCAAAUGAUAGAGGGAUGAAGUCCCUUGUAAAUAAAAUGACUGUGGCUCUCAAGACAAAAUCUGUUAAUGUCAGGGAGAAGGUCAUCAGCUUCAUUGAGAACACGUCAACUCCUGUGGACCGGCACGUGAGCAGCAGUGACCGAGUGGGCAAGCCUUACCGUGGAGUGAAGCCUGUGUUCAGCAUUGGUGAUGAAGAGGAGUACGACACAGAUGAAAUUGACAGCUCUUCCAUGUCAGAUGAUGAUAGAAAAGAAGUAGUGAACAUCCAGACCUGGAUCAACAAGCCGGAUAUCAAGCACCACUUCCCCUGUAAAGAAGUAAAAGAAAGUGGACAUAUGUUUCCUAGUCAUCUGUUGGUUACCGCAACACAUAUGUACUGCUUAAGGGAGAUUCUUUCGAGGAAAGGACUGGCUUACAUCCAGUCUCGACAAGCACUAAAUUCUGUAGUUAAAAUUACGUCCAAAAAAAAACAUCCCGAGCUAAUUACCUUCAAGUAUGGAAACAGCAGUGCUUCCGGGAUAGAAAUCUUGGCUAUCGAAAGGUAUUUGAUUCCAAAUGCAGGAGAUGCCACCAGAGCCAUAAAACAGCAGAUCAUGAAAGUGUUGGAUGCUUUGGAAAGUUAAUGUAAAAGGAAGUUAUUUAAGUGAAAUUAAGGCAACGAAGAGAAACAUGAAAAUAUAUUUCCUGACUCAAUACUAACCAGUGACCUUUGAUUUGCUCAUGGGGUGCCUGAGUAGAGGGUCUAAAUGCAAAUUAUUGUAAUCAAUCUCGGGAUGGGUACACUUUUUAAAAAAUUUCUUUUGCAUCUUUGGUUUUAUAUAAUGAUUGAUUAUAAAGGUCAGUUAUUAAAUGACUUUGAAGUAACUGGCCUUGUGCCCUAUGGAUCAAGGGCACAGAAUGCAGUUCUGUUUUGAAGAGCUGUUUUAAAGGACAUGCAUCAUUUCCAGGUCUUAAAACAACUGUACACAUACAUAUUUGCAAUGUCUUCACUGAAAUUUAGGGGUAGAAUUAGUUGAAGAGAUUUAAUUGCUACAUUGAGUUUACUACAAUGAGCAUUAUCUGAAAUAAAUGGUUAGACUAAUAAUUAGCUCACUGUUUCUGGUCUUUAAAAGAUUGAAGUCUAUUUGAUGGAAUGGAUGGAAAUCAUAGCAACUCAGAAUACAGCCUGUAGUGAGACACUGAAGCAUCAGCUUCACCCCGUCUUCUUUCUCUCCAGUAGGUAAUUAUUCAGAGACUAAUUGCCUCAGAGAUAGUAAGCCUCAUCCCAGAGGUUGCUAAGGAACAGUUAGCAGCAUUAGCAGUAAGUAGGCAUGUUAAGGUUAAAAUUAGCAUUUGGGGGACAGAAUUGUAUCUGUAAAAAUGUCAUUGGUCUUUAUAACAAAUGGUCAUUUGGUCUAGGCUGUCUCAGAAUGUUUUGAACACACUGAUUAUCCUCCUUGAAAUGAUCACCUGUGAUCACACUAAUGUCCAGUUUGAAACAAAGAUAAUCAGAGAGCUAUAGAAAUUUUUGGUUUUUUUAUCACUUUCUAAAAAUUUUCUUUUGGUUUUGUCUUCUCAGUAAAAUUUCAGUAGUUGAAACUUUUUUCAUUCUUAUAGUCUGAAAAAAACGGAAGUGGUCUGCUUUGUUUUGCAGUUUGCUCAGAUUAAUUUCUGUGGCCCAUAUUAGUUACUGUGCUGAGAGAUCCAGAACAUCUUUGGACCAUGGGAUGAUUUUUAUAAAAUCUGUUUGAAAAAUAGUAACUAUAACCUGCCAUGUCAUAAAAUGUAAUAGAUUUUCUCCAAGGGGUUGGUUGAUAGAAAUAUCUAGGUGACCCCACUAGUAGCCAGUGUUUUAAUUUGCUUAAGGGAAAUCAAGUGGAUAAAAGAUAACAUAAUUAAAAGAAUUCUAUUCUGAUAUCUAAAUAAAAACAAUGUGUUUGAGUGUUGAAGACAUUUGCAUGACAUCGCACCCUGUGCGAUACUUGAUAUUUAUAACUCUUACCCCAGACUGUUGUAUUCAUUUCUUCCAUUUUCUUGACUCCCUCUUUGAAAUGUCCUGAAGUCUCAUUUUUCAACCAUCUCAGCUAUGGGACUUUUUUUCAUAAUAUUAAUGAAAAAAUGUUUGUGUUACUGUUUAUAAAUUACAAUUGUAAAUAAACGGAUACAAGUUUGCUCAAAACUUGUGCUCUCGAGGC
Arvicanthis niloticus (Nile rat) is the source of this 3771-nucleotide messenger RNA. RefSeq names its product TBC1 domain family member 23 (gene Tbc1d23). Gene Ontology annotation, biological process: retrograde transport, endosome to Golgi; embryonic brain development. Gene Ontology annotation, cellular component: trans-Golgi network. NCBI's taxonomy places the organism in Eukaryota, Metazoa, Chordata, Mammalia, Rodentia, Muridae. The record is from RefSeq and is a predicted model, not a curated record.